ACGCCUCUAUACGGACCUGGGAGCGAUCUUCUAUCACUUCUGCCUCUGCCAACCCCUCUUCACCAUAACAAAGCACCCUCUGCUCUAUGUCAGAGGGGUGGUUCCUUCGGCGUGUUUCCAAGCCUUGUCCAGGCUCCAUUCCCUGUGUCACAGCAAGAGGCUGAGGGAUGUAAUCCGUGGGGACCUGCUGCCCUCCCCAGAGAUGGUCACCCUCUUGAGUCACGGCUACGGAGCUCCCCUAGCUCCUGAGGAUCUCUGCGCUCCGAAACCUCCUUUGCCAUCACUUUCCUCUGAUGAUAACACCCUGCCAGGAGAAGUGAGCAGAGUGAAACAGGCAGUGGAUGUGCAGCAGAAGAAAGAAAGAGCAGACAAAAUGUCUCUGGAGAGAAACCCUGUUGGGAAUCAAGGAAAGAUGAAAAAGCCAAAGUUUGAAGCUUUCAGGAUUUCUCCUGUUGAUGGCAAAUCUGUCUUUAACUACAGCUGCCAGAGCCUGAAUUCUGCAGAACUUGCAAAGAAGUGUCUUCGCUGGGAAAUGGCAAAGGAACCAAAGAAGAGAUUCACUUAUUGUCAUGAGUAUCUGUCAGCCACAUUUGACCCGGUGGAUGUGGAUGCUGCCAGUGAGGAAUUCCUUGCAAAAUCCAAGAGUAUGUGGCUGUCACCAGAUGGAUUUGUAUUUCCUGGAUUUAAGAGCAGCUUUGAAAGCAACUUGCACCCUCGGAUGCCUGAUGAAGCACGUGUGGAGGAGUUAAGGGAGAAAUGGCAGGAGAAUGCUCUGCACGCUAACCUGAGGCCCGUGCUGCCACGAGACAGAUGGGGCUGGGACAAACGGCACAUUGAUUUCGAUCUCUAUAAGAAGCCACCUGAGCACUUCAUGACAACAGCCCCACGGACUGUCCGUUGUUGGCCUUGUGAAGAUGCUGCUCAGAUUCUGCAAACUGCCUCUGACGAUACCGAGCUGGAAGCUCACCAGGGCUCCAGGGCAGCCCAGUCUGGGCCACGGGCCAGGCUCCAGCCUCAGAAGCUCCGAGGACUUCUGAAAGAUGAGCCUGGGAAGUUGUCACUGGGGAGGGCAGGGCCAGUUUGGAAGCCCAUCCCCGCGCUGCCGGCGCUGGGCAGCCAGCCCAGUGGGACCAGUGACCUCCUGGGAAGCAGGAACAGCAUCACUGGUGGCUUUGCACCAGGUCCUGGUGACCAGCACAGCCUGAAGCACCACAGGAACGGAGAGCAUGGGACCUUUGGAGAACUCCAGGGCACAGAGUUGCGGUAA
Messenger RNA from Calidris pugnax (ruff), 1267 nucleotides. RefSeq lists its product as uncharacterized. The transcript has 7 exons. Bases 203 to 1267 code for a protein of 354 amino acids. NCBI's taxonomy places the organism in Eukaryota, Metazoa, Chordata, Aves, Charadriiformes, Scolopacidae. The record is from RefSeq and is a predicted model, not a curated record.